AUGUACCGCAUGCGCCGCAUGGAGAUGGAGGCCGACUCCCUGUACACGCGCCAGCUGGUCCGCGGCUUCUGCCAUUUGUACAAUGGCCAGGAGGCUGUGGCCGUCGGAAUGGAGGCCGCCGUUACGUAUGAUGACUGCCUCAUUACCGCAUACCGCAACCAUUGUCAGCAACUCGCGAGGGGGGAUACGGUCGAGAGCAUUUUAUCGGAGCUUACGGGGAAAUACUCGGGCUGCUCAAAGGGGAAGGGCGGCUCCAUGCACUUAUACAAGCCCCAGAACAAUUACUACGGGGGAAAUGGCAUUGUCGGCGCCCAGGGGCCCUUGGGAGCGGGCCUAGCGUUUGCGCAAAAGUACAACAACACUGGCAACGUCGCCAUUACCAUGUUUGGAGACGGUGCAGCGAAUCAGGGGCAAAUCUUUGAGGUGAUCAACAUGGCGGCUUUAUGGAAGUUGCCGGCUAUUUUUGUGUGUGAGAAUAAUCGAUAUGGCAUGGGCACGUCUACGAAGAGGGCGUCCGCAUCGGAGGAGUAUUAUACCAGAGGCGAUUAUAUUCCGGGUAUCCGAAUUGACGGCAUGGAUGUGCUUGCUGUGCGAGAGGGCAUGAAGUUUGCUGCUGAUCACGCUCGUGAGAAUGGGCCGAUCUAUGUUGAGAUGGAUACCUACCGUUAUAAGGGACAUAGUAUCUCGGAUCAAGGUUUGGGCUAUCGAUCCGUCGAUGAAAUUAACGUGGUCAAAACGAGCCGGGAUCCUAUUGAUCGUGUCAAGCUCCGCUUGAUUGAGAAUGGCUGGGCUACAGCAGCGGAGCUCAAGGCCGAAGAGAAGAAGAUCCGCAAGGAAGUCGAUGCCGCCGUUGUGGUGGCCGAGACCGCCGAGCAGCCGCCGCAAUCGGAAUUGUUCGCUGAUAUCCACUCUGGUGAACAGGGAUAUGUCCGCGGCACGCUUAUCUCGAACGGGAACACAAGUCAAUCGGCGUAA
Chondrus crispus (carragheen) is the source of this 975-nucleotide messenger RNA. Its product is annotated as pyruvate dehydrogenase E1 alpha subunit, mitochondrial precursor. Gene Ontology annotation, cellular component: intracellular membrane-bounded organelle. Gene Ontology annotation, biological process: pyruvate decarboxylation to acetyl-CoA. The coding region runs from base 1 to 975 and encodes 324 amino acids. Gene Ontology annotation, molecular function: pyruvate dehydrogenase (acetyl-transferring) activity. NCBI's taxonomy places the organism in Eukaryota, Rhodophyta, Florideophyceae, Gigartinales, Gigartinaceae. The transcript has a single exon. The record is from RefSeq and is a predicted model, not a curated record.